Messenger RNA from Fusarium coffeatum, 1347 nucleotides. RefSeq lists its product as uncharacterized. The transcript is spliced from 4 exons. Gene Ontology annotation, molecular function: protein binding. Lineage: Eukaryota; Fungi; Ascomycota; Sordariomycetes; Hypocreales; Nectriaceae. Bases 1 to 1347 code for a protein of 448 amino acids. The record is from RefSeq and is a predicted model, not a curated record.
AUGUUUUAUGAGGGAACUCUUCAGGACGGUAUCUCGACUGCCGUCGGCCAGCAAAAACUGGUCCUGUGCUUUGUUACCGAUGAGGGCGACGAGAGCACACAAUGGGAAACCGAAUUCCUUACCGAUGAUACGUUGAGCGACUUGCUCAAUGAACACGCCGUCGCGCUUCGCCUUAAGGCUGGAUCCGAAGAAGCCGGAUAUCUAGCCCAAAUCUUUCCGCUCCCACGGACUCCUACCGUCGUUAUCAUCAAGAAUGGCGAGUUGAAGGACUACAUCACAUCUGGAACCAACAAGGAAGAGUUCCUACGGAGAGUUAAGGCGGCUUUGAGCUCCGCAUCUGCGGCGGUAGUGCCAGCCGCAACCCAACCAGCUCCAACCCAAGUUGACCCUCCACAGCCUCAGCCAGAGACACAUACAGCGCCGGAACAGAGCUCCCCGGCUACACAACCGUCAUCAGCAUCUGAGAAUGUCCGUAGGAUAUUAGCUGAAAGGGCUGCCAGACUUCAGGCGCAGAGGGAGGAGAAUGAGCGCAACGUUAAAGAAGAGCGGGCCAGGACCAAAGAGAAGGCUAAAGCCGAGGCCGAGGCCGGAAUGAACACUGACAACGCGCGAGCUCACAAGGCUGCCGAGGCUGUCAAGAAGAAGAGACAGCAGGACCAAGAAGAGAGGGCGCGAAUUCUAAAGCGUAUCGAGGAUGAUAAGGCGGAACGGCGCUUGCGCGCGGAAGAGCGCGAGAAGCGAAGAAUCGAGAAUAUGAAAGGCGGCGACGUCGCAGCAUCCCUAGUCAGCGCACCAGAAACUAAGCUGGCAGCCUCAACCAAGACGGGUGGAAUGACGGCUCUUCAAGUACGCCUCUUCGAUGGGUCGACUCUGAGAUCGCGCUUCAAGACGAAUACACCUCUCAAGGAGAUUCGACAAUGGGUGGACGAAACCCGAACCGAUGGAGCGCAACCAUAUACCUUCAAGCAAGUUCUUACACCUCUACCGAACAGGAACGUCGAUGAGACCGAGGAGGACAAAGCCAUUGGCGAACUUGGCCUCUCCCCUUCCUCUACAUUGGUACUGAUACCAGUUAAGAAGUACACAUCUGCGUAUGAUGGCGACUCGCAGGGUAUUGUUUCCAAGAUCAUCAGCUUCAUUCUCGGCAUUUUCUCAUGGAUUUUCGGUCUUUUUGGACCUGGCGAUGAGCGAGGACGCCGAGGGUCCGUCCAUGGACCGACCAGUUCCCGGGAACGAUCCCGAAUUCGGGAAUUCCAGAACCCGAGUGACCAGCAAAGAGAUCAACAAUUAUACAAUGGAAAUUCGUUGAAUUUCGAACCACGACCAGAAGAGGAGAAGGACAGUUGA